AUGACUAAAGGAGAGAAACUGAAUAAAGCUGGUAGAGUUUUACCUCAGCUCCCCUGGUUGACGAUGAUGCCGCUUACACGGGAGGUUUAUUAUCCCACUGGCCUGAUCGACCAGGGAAGGUUGAUGUAUAUAUAUUCGCUUGCGGAUUAUCUUUGGUGGGGUAGUGUCUUUGUGUAUAUAGAUAUUUACAGUUCCGCUGUAUCGCGGAACCUGUCGGGAGGCUUGGGGAAGGUAGGUCUCGGGUCGGACGGGAGACGUGGUGGGGCCGGGCCCGAUGCCGAUGCCGAUGCCGAUGCCGAUGCCGAUGCCGGCAUCGUUGCAACCGUCCCGGCUGGUUGCCAAUUGGCGGGAUGUGCAGGACGGGAAUAG
Messenger RNA from Paracoccidioides lutzii Pb01, 369 nucleotides. RefSeq lists its product as hypothetical. The record is from RefSeq and is a predicted model, not a curated record. The coding region runs from base 1 to 369 and encodes 122 amino acids. The transcript has a single exon.